Polychytrium aggregatum is the source of this 1549-nucleotide messenger RNA. RefSeq names its product P-loop containing nucleoside triphosphate hydrolase protein. Bases 207 to 1307 code for a protein of 366 amino acids. The record is from RefSeq and is a predicted model, not a curated record. Gene Ontology annotation, cellular component: cytoplasm. Lineage: Eukaryota; Fungi; Chytridiomycota; Chytridiomycetes; Polychytriales. The transcript has 8 exons. Gene Ontology annotation, molecular function: GTP binding; GTPase activity. Gene Ontology annotation, biological process: cytoplasmic translation.
UCUUUCUGUCCUGCAUCUCCCUGAUCGCACAUUUGCCACCGCGCCCACAGAGGCCAGCACCAUCAUCCGUUCUGCCCGCCUGCCCGACUGGAAUCUGUCCUCCACCGGGCCUCGGUUAUUUGCACUGUUGCCCGACUCUAUCCUCUGCAUCCUCGUAGCCAUCUGCACCACCUCUCUCGCUCGUCCCCUCGUUCGUUUGUGCCAUCAUGGGUAUCCUCGAAAAGAUUGCCGAGAUCCAGGCGGAAAUCAGCCGCACCCAGAAAAACAAGGCCACCGAGUACCAUCUGGGUCUACUCAAGGCUAAGUUGGCCAAGUACCGAGUGAUGCUCCUGGAGCCCACCACCAAGGCCGGCCCCAAGGGCCAGGGAUUCGAAGUCGUGCGGUCGGGCGAUGCUCGUGUGUCGCUUAUCGGAUUCCCUUCCGUCGGCAAGUCAACGUUCCUGAGCAAGGUCACCGGCACUACAUCCGAGGCAGCGUCAUACGAGUUCACCACGCUCACCUGUAUCCCGGGCAAAAUCCAUUACAACGGCGCGGCGAUUCAGCUGCUCGAUUUGCCCGGUAUCAUCGAAGGCGCCUCGCAGGGCAAAGGAAGAGGUCGACAGGUCAUCGCCGUCGCCAAGACCUCGGAUCUCAUCCUGAUGAUGCUCGAUGCAACCAAGGGCCCUCGUCAGCGCGAGCUAUUGGAAGCUGAGCUGGAGGCUGUCGGCAUCCGAGUCAACAAGAACAAACCCAACAUUUACUUCAAGAUCAAGAAGGGCGGCGGUAUUUCGUUCAAUGCCACCCUUAAACUCACCCAGCUCAACGAAAAGCUGGUCGUCCAGAUCCUCCACGACUACAAGAUCCACAACGCCGAUGUGCUGAUCCGCGAAGAUGCGAGCGUCGACGAGUUCAUUGAUGUCGUCCUGGGCAACCGCAAGUAUCUCACCUGCGUGUACUGCUACAACAAGAUCGAUCAGGUCUCGAUCGAGGAAGUCGACCGCCUGGCUCGACAGUCACACACUGUUGUCAUUUCAUGUGAAUCCGAUCUCAACAUCAACUAUCUUAUCGAGCAAAUCUGGAAGCACCUGAGUCUCAUUCGCGUCUAUACCAAAAAGCGCGGAGAAUUCCCCGACUUUGAUGGCGGCCUGGUCGUCAAGGCCCAGUCUACGGUCCAGGACGUCGUCCGCAGCAUCCACAAGUCGCUUCUGGACGAGUUCAACUACGCUCUCGUUUGGGGCACGUCGACCAAGCACAGCCCGCAGAGAGUGGGCAUGAACCACGUCAUGGACGAUGAAGAUGUCAUCCAGGUCGUCAAGAAGAAGGCCUAGGCGCUUGAGGACAUUGAUGGUCGUUGCCCGGACCCGAUAUGUGUACAAUACAUUCAACACAUGCAGCUCGAGAGGCGUCCGCGCCCUUGGCAUGACCAAAGCAACAGGAGGAGAUGAGUGCGGUCGGAUAUCGGUUGAAGCACCCAAUCGAUCACAGCUCUGUUCGAUUUCACUUUCGUCUCCGAAUGCAGUUUGUCCAGGACAACAAUGACAGUCUCCUUGGCCGCACUGCUGGAUCGAGC